CAGCUUACCGAGGCAUUAAACCCUACUGCGUUUGAGGCUAUUAAUGAAUCUCAUCUUCAUUCACACCAUGCUGCAAUGAAAGGUGUUACUGAAAAAGAGACUCAUUUUAGAGUGACCGUUGUAUCAGAAGAGUUCGCAGGCAAAUCCAUGAUGCAGCGCCAUCGUAUGAUUUACAAACUUCUUGGAGAAGAAUUUGGUCAGGGAUUACACGCCCUGUCAUUAAAAACAAAGACAAUGGCUGAAUUAGAAAAGUCCAAGUAA
Molecule: messenger RNA, 261 nt
Organism: Phycomyces blakesleeanus NRRL 1555(-)
Lineage: Eukaryota; Fungi; Mucoromycota; Mucoromycetes; Mucorales; Phycomycetaceae
Exons: 3
Source: RefSeq, a predicted model, not a curated record